UAUACUCCGUACUUCUCCAGACUCUAUCUCCAACGUCUACUUCUAUCCCCACACUACUUGACAUUGACGGUUGUUUGUAUAUUCCAUUUCAAGGAUAUUUGUUAUAAUGUCUCUCCCUUCAGUAGACUACGUCAGUGAUACCUGGAAGCAUGGCUUGUUCGCCAACAAGGUCGUCUUCUGUACCGGUGGCGCAGGUACCAUCUGCAGCGCCCAGGUACGCGCCAUGGUCUACUUAGGCGCCAACGCCUGCAUCAUCGGUCGGAAUGUCGACAAGACCGAAUCGGCCGCGCGCGAUAUCGCCACGGCCCGACAGGGGGCCAAGGUCAUUGGCGUUGGGGCCGUAGAUGUGCGCCAGAUCAAGAGUCUCCAAGAUGCCGUUGAUCGCUGUGUCAAGGAACUGGGUGCCAUUGACUUCGUGAUCGCCGGUGCGGCCGGGAAUUUCUUGGCUUCCAUCAACCAGCUGUCGGUCAAUGCGUUCAAGUCCGUCAUGGACAUUGACGUGCUGGGCUCCUACAACACGCUCAAGGCCACUCUGCCCCAUCUGGUCGAGUCGGCCAACAAGCACAAGGUGGACCCGGAGACCUUGAGACCCUCCCCCCUGGGUUCGGGCGGUCGCAUCAUUUUCGUCAGUGCGACCCUCCACUACCGCGGCACGCCCUUCCAGUCGCACGUCUCCGUGGCCAAGGCUGGUGUCGAUGCUCUGUCCAACAGUGCCGCCAUUGAGUUCGGUCCCCUGGGAGUGACCUCCAAUAUCAUUGCCCCGGGGCCGAUCGCGUCGACAGAGGGUCUGGACCGCCUGGUCCCCUCCGAUGUCAAAGCCGCGUACACCAAGUCGCAGCCGCUGGGUCGGUUCGGCUCCGUGCGCGAUAUCGCCGAUGCCACCGUGUAUCUGUUCUCCAACACGGGCAGCUACGUCACGGGCCAGACGCUCGUCGUGGACGGCGCAAACUGGCGCAUGUCGUCCGGUGGCACGACCGGGUCCAUGAGUUAUCCCGAUUUCCUGCUGACAGGCGAUGCCGUGCCGAACGUCAAGGGGCAGAAGAAGUCGAAGCUUUGAUCCAUUCUUUCCUUGCCUUUUCUUGCGGUGGUUUUGCGCAUUGGCGGUCGUUCUUUUCGUUUCGUUUGAUAGAUAGAUAGCCUGCCGGAGACUCAUGACUGGUCGAUGGUGUCAAAAUAAUGCAUUCGGAGAUUUGAUUCGCU
Messenger RNA from Aspergillus campestris IBT 28561, 1200 nucleotides. RefSeq names its product SDR family oxidoreductase. NCBI's taxonomy places the organism in Eukaryota, Fungi, Ascomycota, Eurotiomycetes, Eurotiales, Aspergillaceae. The record is from RefSeq and is a predicted model, not a curated record. Gene Ontology annotation, molecular function: 2,4-dienoyl-CoA reductase (NADPH) activity. The coding region runs from base 107 to 1057 and encodes 316 amino acids. The transcript is spliced from 6 exons. Gene Ontology annotation, biological process: fatty acid catabolic process.